GUGCUCAGCUCCUGUUUUUGGCAAUGUGUUACCACCAAACGCACAUUCUGCAAAGAUGUCGUGUCUGCGCAUGUUUAGAACCCACCAGAUGUUCAGGUCUCAGGCAGCUCCAAAGCCAGAUCUGAAUUAGUACAGAAAACACUUAAAAUAGAAAUCAUGGCAGCAGCAUACUUGAAUCAGUUGCAGCACAUUUUUAGACUGGUUUUAUAGGGCUUACACAGAAGGUGUUUGUGUUUAUUAAAAGUACUUGGAAUCCAAAUAGUUUUUAUUGCUAGGGGGUCCAAGCUCCUGUUAACACUUCCCUUGCUUGAGAGAAGUAUUUAAACAAAUACUUUUCUUAGUUAAAAGCCUCGAGUUCCCCAGGAGUUUUGUUAGACCAGCUUUUUGUGUGCACGUGAGAAAAAAUACAGACCUCACAAAGAGAGCACCUUGCAAGCAGGACUAUAUGUAGAUAUAAUUAUCCCAUCCAAAAAAAUCUGUUAGCUUUGUUCAGGAAACUCUUACGUUGUACCACUCUGAAAAACUUUUGAUCUGCAUCUUCAUGUGUAGGGUUUGCUAGUAUAUUUGCACUACUUCCAUUUUAGCAGAUAAUGGACCAGUUCAGGUAUUUUCAAUGAAAAAAGAAGUGUGAAAGGGGCCAUCCUUGUUUCCAGUUUCUGAUAUGAGCCUGGUGUAUGAAGAUCAGAACUGACUUUUUUUCCUCUGUUCUAUGCUGUACAUAGCCUUACAGUUGGAGGACUGGAGAAUACAUAAUGCAGGUUUAAUGCAUUAUUUUGCUCAGUCAUCCUGCAUGGGUCAUGCUUCCCUUGGAAUUUAAAGACCUUGCUUCAGUGCAGAUCUAGGGUCUUAGGCUGCAACUGAUUAGUGUGCAGAGUUGAACUAAUUGCAUACAUGAUGCUUGGUUCUUCCAAAUGUAGACAGUAGGUAACUGCAUUAGAUACUUUAGAGUACUAGAAAAGUAGUGCUGUUUGGGAGCAGAAGUGUCUGGCUGUGAAAACACUGGACACAAAAUUAGCAUGUAUAACUGAGAAGCCUGUGUUGCAUAGAACUUCUGGGAAUACUUACAUUAAGUGGUACAUUUUGUGGUCCUUUCAACUUGGUGACUGAAGACUUUGGAACUUCUGAAGAAAUGUCAGGAGUGAGGGCUCCUGAUAAUCUGUGUCAUGUGGCCUUUUACCAUAGUGGCACAGUGAAACCUGAAUUUAUUUGCUCUGAUAGAUUUGUGAUGCUCCAAAUUUUUUUUUCUGUAUUAAAUAUCUGAAUGAGAGAAACAUCUGUCAGUUUUUACAUCCCUUGGUUGGGAGUCUAAACUGACACUUAGGAAACUGAAUGUCCCAGGUAAGUGCCCUUGUUGUUGUUUGAGUUUGGAAUCAAUCUUUUUAGUUUGACCACAAAUUUGAUCAUGAAACUGAAGAAUCUCUUCAGUUUUACUGAAAUUGAUGUGCUACUCUGUGUGUACGUUUUCUUGUUUUUAAAAAUCACUUUUGAAAAACUUUUCUAGAAGGAUGGAGAAUUCUGAUUAGUAUCAUGUGUUUAACAUUCGGUGCUGCCCCUUCACAUCUGUUGUGUGGAAGCCUUUAUUCAAGGAUUAGUAGUAUUCAUGAAAUGCAGUUGUUUAAUAUGGAGAAUUGCAGGUUUGGUAGUCUUUUGGUUGAUAAUUAAGCUGUUCGUAUAGUUCAUUUUGGCAACAUGUGAUUUGUUAUUCAGUAGAGGACAAAUCAAGGAUGAAACAGCAAUUGAAUGACAUAUUAGUAGCAGUCCUACUGCUUAUUUUUGCUUUUUAAGUGCUUUUGAAUCAAAAUGUAACAGCAUACAAAAUAACUAUAUUUUAUUCUUUCAGAAAUUACCUGUGAUUGUAGUAACACUUGGUAAAAUCACUGUAACACUAAGUUUUCUGAAAAGACCAGUGUCACAGUAAUUCUUCUUAUAUUGCUUUCCUUCUCUCAGGUUAGGUUUCAUUCCAUCCAGGCUAUGUUAUGUACAAGAGUAACAGCUGCUUGAGGGGUGAAGAGAUUUGGAGUCAUCUGAAAAGUAAACUUGGGGGAUGGAUAACUUUCUUAUUGCUAUUUAUUUUGCUGCUACUUGUUUAUUAGAAACAUGAAUUUUCAUAUAGGAUUAAACACGUAUUCCUGUAGCCUGUCUCAAAUAGUCAGUAGUACUAGAUGUUUCAGAAACAGGCAGUUUGUAAUUCCUUGCUUCUGUAACAGGAGGGACCAGGUGUUUUUUUAAUCUUUUGUAUCAUUUUUUUUCUCCUUUUGCCAACAUCAUAUUGGUGUUCUUCGGAAUAUGUCCUCAUCUUCAGAACAGGUUUCAUUCCUGCUUCUGAAAGACAAGAAAGUUCAUUUCCACCGAGAUGAUUUAGUGAAAAUCAGAAGCAGGACUUUAUUGUGUAGUAAUUAGAAGAGAUGAGGAGAAAGGUGCCUUCAAAUGACAAAGGGAAUUCCUUAUAAACAGUUGACUGUUGGUGUCCCCAAGGAGAUAUUUGAGAAUGAGAAGAGAGUGGCUCUUUCACCAGCUGGAGUUCAAGCCUUGGUUAAACAAGGCUUCAGUGUUGUGGUGGAAUCUGGUGCUGGAGAAGCCUCCAAAUUUUCUGAUGACCAUUACAGAGAAGUUGGAGCAAAGAUCCAGGGGACCAAGGAAGUCCUGGCUUCGGAUUUGAUUGUGAAAGUGAGGGCUCCUAUAUACAACUCGGCUCUAGGUGUGCAUGAGGCAGAUCUUUUUAAGACGGCGGCGACCCUGAUUAGUUUUGUCUACCCGGCACAAAAUCCAGACCUCCUGAAAAAACUAGCAGAAAAAAAAGCUACUGUCUUGGCUAUGGAUCAGGUUCCACGGGUCACCAUUGCUCAGGGAUAUGAUGCACUUAGCUCCAUGGCCAACAUUGCUGGUUACAAGGCUGUGGUACUGGCAGCAAAUCACUUUGGUCGAUUUUUCACAGGUCAAAUCACAGCUGCUGGUAAAGUUCCUCCAGCAAAGGUUUUGAUCAUCGGAGGAGGAGUUGCUGGCCUGGCUUCUGCAGGAGCAGCGAAAUCGAUGGGUGCGGUGGUUCGUGGAUUUGAUACUAGAGCUGCAGCUUUGGAACAGUUCAAGUCUCUUGGUGCUGAGCCUUUGGAAGUAGACUUAAAGGAGUCUGGAGAGGGACAAGGUGGUUAUGCUAAAGAGAUGUCCAAAGAAUUUAUUGAAGCUGAAAUGAAACUCUUUGCCAAACAGUGCCAAGAUGUUGAUAUUAUCAUCACUACAGCACUGAUUCCAGGUAAAAAAGCUCCUAUCUUGUUUAAGAAAGACAUGAUUGAAUCAAUGAAGGAGGGUUCCGUUGUUGUGGAUUUAGCUGCAGAAGCAGGGGGAAAUAUUGAGACUACAAAGCCUGGAGAAAUGUAUGUUCAUAAGGGUGUUACACACAUUGGGUACACAGAUCUGCCUAGCAGAAUGGCUACUCAGGCCAGUACCCUGUAUUCCAAUAAUAUUAUCAAACUUCUAAAGGCUAUUAGUCCUGACAAAGAGAACUUCUACUUGGAUCCAAAAGAUGAAUUUGAUUAUGGGACGCUGGAUCAUGUUAUUAGAGGAACUGUAGUAAUGAAGGAUGGCAAGGUCAUUUUCCCAGCACCUCUACCAAAUAAUAUUCCUCAAGGAGCACCUGUGAAACAGAAGACUGUAGCAGAGCUGGAAGCGGAAAAAGCAGCUACUAUUACACCUUUUAGAAAGACUAUGACUAGUGCAUCUGUAUACACAGCAGGUUUAGCUGGUAUGUUAGGACUGGGCAUUGUAGCACCUAAUGCUGCUUUCACUCAGAUGGUGACAACAUUUGGCCUAGCUGGAAUAGUGGGUUACCACACAGUGUGGGGUGUGACUCCUGCUCUGCACUCUCCACUCAUGUCGGUGACUAAUGCUAUCUCAGGUUUAACUGCAGUUGGUGGGCUGGUAUUGAUGGGAGGACACUAUCUCCCUGAAAACACUCCUCAAGGUUUAGCAGUGCUUUCAGCCUUUAUCUCUUCAGUCAAUAUUGCAGGUGGGUUUUUAGUCACACAGAGAAUGCUGGAUAUGUUCAAACGUCCCACAGAUCCUCCUGAAUACAACUACUUGUACCUGCUUCCUGGUGGUGUAUUUGUAGGAGGCUAUGCAGCAGCUCUCAGUGGUGGCUAUAGUAUUGAACAGGUGAUGUAUCUGGGCUCAGGACUAUGCUGUGUUGGUGCCCUGGCUGGUCUGUCUACUCAAGGAACAGCUCGUCUUGGAAAUGCUUUGGGUAUGAUUGGUGUUUCAGGAGGUUUAGCAGCAACUCUUGGAAGCCUUAAUCCCUCACCUGAAUUGUUGGCGCAGAUGUCAGGUGCAAUGGCACUUGGUGGUACCAUAGGUCUGACAAUAGCUAAACGCAUCCAAAUUACAGAUCUGCCUCAGCUGGUGGCUGCUUUCCACAGUUUGGUUGGUUUGGCUGCCGUGCUCACCUGUGUAGCAGAAUACAUGAUUGAGUAUCCUCACUUUGCUACUGAUCCAGCUGCAAACCUCACUAGGAUUGUGGCCUAUCUUGGCACAUACAUUGGUGGGGUGACUUUCAGUGGCUCUCUUGUUGCUUAUGGAAAACUGCAAGGUAUCCUGAAUUCUGCCCCUCUGCUCUUGCCUGGUCGACAUGCAUUAAAUGCGGGAUUGCUGGCUGCCAGCAUUGGCGGAAUGGUUCCGUACAUGAUGGAUCCCAGUUACACUACAGGAAUUACUUGCCUAGGUUCUGUGUCAGCACUCUCAGCCAUCAUGGGUGUCACUUUAACAGCAGCUAUUGGAGGUGCUGACAUGCCUGUAGUUAUUACUGUCCUGAACAGUUAUUCUGGAUGGGCUUUGUGUGCUGAGGGCUUUCUACUGAACAACAACUUGCUGACCAUUGUUGGUGCACUCAUUGGCUCCUCUGGGGCCAUCCUCUCUUACAUCAUGUGUGUGGCUAUGAACCGUUCCCUUGCAAAUGUGAUUCUUGGGGGCUAUGGCACUGCAUCCACAGCUGGAGGGAAGCCCAUGGAAAUUACCGGAACCCACACAGAAAUCAAUGUGGACAAUGCAAUUGAAAUGAUAAAAGAAGCCAAUAGUAUUAUUAUUACUCCAGGUUAUGGUUUGUGUGCAGCAAAAGCUCAGUACCCAAUAGCUGAUCUGGUGAAGAUGUUGAGAGAACAAGGGAAGAAUGUCAGGUUUGGUAUUCACCCUGUGGCUGGCCGUAUGCCUGGUCAGCUGAAUGUACUACUGGCAGAGGCUGGUGUUCCCUAUGAUAUUGUACUGGAAAUGGAUGAGAUCAAUGAAGACUUCCCAGAAACUGACUUGGUCCUUGUAAUUGGUGCAAAUGAUACAGUUAAUUCAGCAGCUCAGGAAGAUCCAAACUCUAUCAUAGCUGGAAUGCCAGUUCUUGAGGUCUGGAAGUCCAAACAGGUCAUUGUAAUGAAGAGAUCUCUGGGAGUUGGUUAUGCAGCAGUGGACAAUCCAAUCUUCUACAAACCCAAUACUGCCAUGUUGCUGGGAGAUGCCAAGAAGACUUGUGAUGCCCUGCAAGCGAAAGUCAGGGAAUCGUAUCAAAGCUAAAUACUGAUUUGUAUUCUGUUUAUGUUUGCAACCACAGUUUUGUCACAGAGGUGAUGGAAAACAAGAGGUAGAAGAAUCUCUCGUUGUUAUAAGGCAACUGGCUUUUGGAGAAGACUGCAUUGACUCCUAGGAGAUGUAGUUUGGUCAGGGGAUAUAGACUUUUAUAAAAAAGAUGGGCCGAUUAGCCCUUCAAACUAAAUCUCCAGUAAGGCAAUGCAUUAAAAAAUGGAAAUGUGCAUUUUAAGGUUAACAUUUUGCUGUUAUAAGAAUGAACUAAUAACUCAGUCAUCUUUAAGUAGUUACUGACUUCCUCCUUCUUACUGUCUGUACUUCUGUCAUGGAAAUUCACUAAAAAAUGCUGUGCCAAAACUGUAUUCAGUCUUAUCAUCAAAGCGGUAUUUUGGCUGGUAUGGACAAAACAACUGUUGAUUUUAUCAAAACUUAAAAAUAAAUUUCAAACAGAUGCAAGCAGAAGUAAAUCCUUGCAUGUCCCUUUGAACUCAGGACGUUCUAGCAUAAAAUAGAUGCUUACAGGAUUUGAAAUUCUAAGCAUUACGCUCUUUUUCUUUUGGGGAUUGUGUGGAUGCUGUGAAUCAGGAACAUUUUAGGAAAGUUACUUUUCUUUAAAAUACGGUUCCAAUUUUUUAUGGUGCACACUUAUGUUAAAUGAAACACAGGAUUUCAGGCACUUGCCAAGUAAUCUUCAAGUCUGACAAGGAAAUGUACAUUUACUUGCACGGCUUAACUAUUUUAAGCAACUGCUCAAUUCUCUAUCUUUUCCAGUUGUUGCCUUUUUAAGUGUCUGAGAAAAAAAAUACAGUCCAGUUCUGCACAGACAGAACAUCUUGCAUACCUGAUCUGUUCACAGAAUUUGGACCACAGUGUUUCAGUUUGUUCACUGAGAAUUUUUAUUGUAUUUACUACUUCAAAAUUUAGUGAUGCUUUCUCAAUUAACAUUUUUGUAAUGCUGGAAGAAACACUUUUGAACUCUCCCUCUCUACUCUGCUAUUGUGAGACCCCACCUGGAGUGUUCUGUUGAGCAGCUGGGCCCCCAGAACAAGAACAAUGUUGACCUGUUAGCACAAGUGCAGAGGAGAGAUACUAAGUUGAUUACAGGGCCCGAGCACCUCUCCUAUGAAGACAGACUGAGAGGGCUGGGGUUGUUCAACCUGGAGAAGAGAAGGCUCUGGGGAAACCUUAGAUCACCUUCCAGUACCUAAAAAGAGGUCCAUAAGAAAAAUGGAGAGGGACUUUUCACAAGGGCUGAUAGUGGUAGGACAAGGGGGAAUGGCUGCACACUAAAAGAGAGUAGGUUUAGAUUAGGUAUUAGGAAGAAAUUCUUCACUGUAAGGCUGGCGAGGGAGUAGAAAAGGUUGCUCAGAGAAGUUGCCGACUCCCCAUCCCUGGAAGUGUUCAAGGCCAGACUGACAGGUAACGUGAUCUAGUGCAAGUUUCACUGCUCAUGGCAGGAAGUUUGGAACUAGAUGAUCUUUAAGGUCCCUUCCAACCCAAACCAUUCUGUAUUUAAGAUGCUGGAGUUUAUUAGAUUUUUUUCUAAAUAAAUGAGCUAUUGUUUGGACAGCACAGAAACAUACUAAACUUGAAAUCCAGUGUAUUUGAUUAGUCUCACUAAUCUAAUUAAAAGCACUUAAAUUCCAAGCAUAAGUCCAGCAAAGUUAAAUUAUGACAUGGAUUGCUGUUUUGCUUUUAUUAUAUUAAGUAUACUUGAGUGAAACUCAAAUAUUUACCUCAUAAAAUGAAUUUGUCGUAUGUUUUCCUAAUGAUGUGACAACUGUCUAUGGUGAUGAAGGCUAAAUAGAACUGUCUGUGCUUGUGUUAGAAAGCAUUCAUACCUGGGGAAGACAAACUAUUAUGGAGUAAGUCUUGAAAUUAAUCUGUCUUACUUGAUAGAACAAACAUUUUUUCAUUACACCAUGCAUAGAGACCUCAUAUAAAAUACUGUAUUUCUUCUUGGCUACCUCUGUUUUUAUGUGAAGAUCACCUAAAACACAGACUUUGAAUAGAUAAUGCAUUAAGAAAUGUAGCAGUAUACGAAAGAUCUACCCUUUUUGCAGAUCUCUUUUAUAUAAUUUGACAUAAAAGUUAUCAUGCAAGCAUUAAUAUGUUGUAUACUGCAGGAAAAGACUUGUAAUUUUUAUUUAAAACAUCAUGGCAGCUAUAUUUGAAUGUAGCACCUAUGGCCUCUUGAUUUCAUUGUAUUCAGCUUUUCCUUCAGGUCUACGAACGCUAGGGAAAUGGAAGAAGAAGAAAGACAAGGAAAUAAUCUUCUAUCUCUCUCCCUCACAACUAAGAAGAAAAAAGAAAAAAGGGAGAUUUGAAGGGAUCUAAAAUCCUAAAGUAUUCAUUUUUGUCAUGUUGCGGUAUCUAACUGCAGUAUGCAUCAUGUCUCUGCUUAUGGGUAGCUAAUAAAAGACCAAGCUUUUCUUUAAAAAAUAACAAAUAACAAGGGAGGGGGAACAGUUUACUUUGUAUUUGGAAAAAACCCCACACUAUUACCUUGGAUCAGAAGUACAAUGUUACCUUUAAAAUGUGCUUUACCAUGGAACACCAGGUAAUUGUUAAAGUGCUAAUAAAAAGUCAGUUAUUUUUCUCUGUUGA
Molecule: messenger RNA, 8166 nt
Organism: Chiroxiphia lanceolata (lance-tailed manakin)
Lineage: Eukaryota; Metazoa; Chordata; Aves; Passeriformes; Pipridae
Gene: NNT
Product: nicotinamide nucleotide transhydrogenase
Exons: 23
Coding region: 2428-5547 (1039 amino acids)
Biological process (GO): NADPH regeneration; proton transmembrane transport
Cellular component (GO): mitochondrial inner membrane
Molecular function (GO): NADP binding; NAD binding
Source: RefSeq, a predicted model, not a curated record